This is a messenger RNA of Periophthalmus magnuspinnatus, 5916 nucleotides long. RefSeq lists its product as uncharacterized. The transcript is spliced from 4 exons. The coding region runs from base 321 to 3119 and encodes 932 amino acids. Lineage: Eukaryota; Metazoa; Chordata; Actinopteri; Gobiiformes; Gobiidae. The record is from RefSeq and is a predicted model, not a curated record. Gene Ontology annotation, molecular function: protein binding.
GCGCCGCUGAUCCGCGGAGCUCAGUGAGUUUCGGCCUCUUUUUACCCCGAAAACAACGCUUAAAGCACUGAUCCGGGACAGAGCCUUUCCCCGGGAGUUGCAGCAUAAACAGGACCGGCGGGUUUGAUCGGUGUUACCGGGAAAGCAGCGAGCACCGUGGAGGAUUUCCUGGUUCAGAGUCUUCAGUGGGAGGAGCCUGAGAAGUUGACUUCCUUUUUUUUUACCUGUGUGGGCGGAGUCAGGGUGAGCCUCCGAGAUGUGAAACUGCCAAUCAAACGGGACCAGCCUGAAGUGCAUCCAAUCAGUGUCGGCGCUCUGAGAUGCAUCUGAAGUCGUGUCCAAAGCUGUUGCGCUCAGAGCUGCGCCUGGACCUGGGUCAGCAGCAGGGGGCGCUGCUGAGGCGAGGCCAGAGCCUGCGUGUCCCAUUGGCCGCUCUGUCCACCAACACGCUCCGCUGCAGUCCUGUGGGGGGCGCUGUGCUGGCGGCGCGGGCCAAGGGCUCAGAGAACGCAGUGUUCACAGAGGAAGAGGGGGGCGGUCUUGACGUUUGGAGCGUUAUCAAACCGGGACAUGUGAGAGAGAAGAUCGCUCUGUUUGCCCAUGACACGCCCAAUGAGAGAAACGCCAAAGGGAGCUGGGAUGUCACUGCCAAACGUCGCAGAAGAGCCAGCCAAAUCCAACCAGCUCAAGUCCUGCAGUCCCCCCAGGCUCCGGUGACUCUGAGCCUGCAGCCUGCCCCCCGGGAACUUCUCCUCUCCCCCCUCCCCCCUCUCCCACCCCUCUCUUCCCCUGACCCCUCUGACCCCGUCGAAGACGACUCUAAACUCUCUGUGGUGGAAAUGGUCGCGUUUUUGGAGCAACGCGUCAUCACCCGCUCGCCGCACGCCAAACUCCGAAGCUCCACCUCCAUCAUGCUGUCCCGAGCCCAGCCCCCUUCUUCUGCCUCCUUGCUUGCUGACCCCCAGCCUGUCCCCCCUUCAGACCGGCCAAUCUCGUUGCAGCAGGGGGAGGAGCCAGACAGCGUGAGCGUUUCCGAUAUGGUCGCUAAGCUGGAGUCUCAGUGUUUGCGACGAAGGACUCAAAGUGAACAGCGAACAGUUGGACGCGUUCUCUUAGCCGAGCAAAACCACGCCCAGCUUGCCAACACGCAGCCAAUCAGCAUCUCCAAACCACUCAAAGCCACGCUCACUGACUCCUCGACCACAGAAACAAGAAAGACAUCUGUUAGCUUUUGUAAAACGGACGUAAAAGUCAAAGUUACAUGUUUUUCUACUGAUACAAAGGAGGUUAUUAAAACUGUCACAAAAAACACGCCUACUAUGCCUGAACGCAGCGACGCCAUUGGACGAGGCAGAACACAAUCCCCGCCCUCCUGUCAAUCUAAACCUGCCCAGCUAAGUUCACAAGUCAAACUUAACACAACGCAAAAAUGUGAGUCUAAAGAAACUCAGAAAUCGCCAGCAAGUACUGCGGACAUUUUGAGACCUCCUGUUCGCUCGGAGGUGGCGUUGGCAAAGAUGAUCAAAAUGGAGGAUGUGUUUUGUGUUAAAGAUGUGACUAAACCUGACCCUAAACCCGAUGACGCAUUUAAAACAGUAGGACCAUCCUGUGUAAAGUUAAAAAACACUCCUUUAUCUGAGUUUAAAACUGAAAAAUCACAUGAAAGUCCAAAACUGGAGGAGCCACUUCCUGGUUUGCUGUUCCUGACCCCUCCCUCUAAAGUUGCAUCCCUGUCCCCAAACUCACACUCUGAUUCGUUCUUGGUUCUGUCCAGGUCUGAACUUGUUGUCCAGUCAGAGCAGAGAAAAACUGAAUGGCAUCACAGCAGCUCAAACUCUGAUUCGUUCACUGUUCUCUCGCUGGAUCUCACGGGCCAAUCGCAAACGAGGACACAGUGCUCCUUCUCACUAAGUCCUGCCUCCUCCUUGCCUUCGGACCAAUUGGAAAAGAAAAAGCACCAACGCUCUCAAAGUCCCACCUCCACUUGUGACUCCACUCCAAUCAGAACACUCCAGUCCAGCUCUAGGGAUCUCAUGGUCCAAUCAGAGAAGAGGAAAGCAAAGUCAGACUCUAACCUGUCACACAGCUCAUUGGAUUUUGUCAUCCAAUCAAAAACGAGUAAACCCAGCAGCGUCCAAUCAGAGAGAAGCUGUUUAAUGGUUACAAAGGCUUCCUGCGAUCAAACUGACCAAUUACAGAACAGCAGUGAUUCCUUCAUCCAAUCAGAGAAGCGGAAGUCCUGCCCUGUCACUGCAUCAGAGUUCAGCAUCCAAUCCAAGGCCAGCAUUGAACUGUUACCCAUUGAGAGCCAAUCACAGCGCAGAAGGCUGAAUCGCAUUGCUCAAUCAGAGAAGAGGAAAUCAUGCCCCGUGAUGGUUUCUGAUUGGACAAACUCUCAGUACCUCGACCAAUCACAGACACUGAAAGCCCCAUCAGACUCCGCUUUAGACACGAGCCAGUCAGAGCAAAGGAGGCCCUUCCUGGCCCCUCCCUCUGGUCAAUCAGAGGCUCGUUCCUGCUGCUCGGUGCUACGCUCUUCCUCGGACGCCGCGGUGCUGCUGCGCUCCUCGUCUGACGUGGGCUCGGAGCGCCGGCGCCGCAGGAAGGCAACAAGAACCUUUAGUGUUGGUGAGGGCCGUGUCUCGGAGGACUUCCUGUUGAUGCGGCGCCGCGUGCAGAGCCUUUUGGAGCCGCGAUCGAGCCUGUCCUAUCUGUCGCUCCUGCCACACCACCUGCUCCUGCAGAUCUUGCUGCACCUGCCGACCCGCGCCCUGGCAGCGCUCAAGUGCACCUGUCACUACCUGCGGCUUGUCAUUGACACGUACGAUCCGCGGCCCCUUGAUGCGCUCUGGGUGUGCGACCCUCGUUACCGUGAUGACCCCUGUAAACAGUGUAAGCGCCGUCACCAGCGUGGCGACGUGUCGCUGUGUCGCUGGCAUCACAAACCCUUCUGCCAGGCCAUGCCGUAUGGUCCCGGCUACUGGAUGUGCUGCCACGGCGACCGCCGCGACGCUCCAGGAUGCAACGUCGGUCUCCACGACAACAGAUGGGUGCCUGCCUUCCAUAGCAUCAACGCUCCAAUCUACCGCCAGAGGCCGCGGGAGGAGGACGAGACGUAAAAGUAUCAAAGUAUAAGGACAAUAUCUCUGUAAGCGAAAUAUACCAACAGUACACAGAGGAGCUGAGAAGUACUAACACUAAAAUAAUACACCCAAAACAGAGCGGACACAAGAACUGUAAUGUGCUAAUCUACAGGCAGGGGACGCCGCGAGCAGGACGCUAAUGUUGCAGUAUGCUAACGGUACAGUAUGCUAAUGCUACAGUAUGCUACAUGCUUGACACGCCCAAAACCCCACAGACUCACUACUAACACUACGGCUUCCCCUGGAGCACCAGGAUCCAGACACUCAGAAAUCAUGGACCAGAACGACAGCACUGUCUCAAAUACACAGAGGAGGAGGAGCAGGAGGAGGAGGAGCAGCAGCAGCAGCAGGAGGAGGAGCAGCAGCAGAGCUGACGGAAUCCAUUUAUCACAACUAUGAACGAACAGAGACUGAGAAGAGUGAGAGAAAUUACUAAAAGUAUCCAGUUGUAUCACAAAAUAAAAUCUAAUUUAAGAUUUAGAUUUCAAUUUUCAAAUUCAAAUGGGAGACCAAAGAGCAAACCCCUAAAAUUUAGUGUUUCUGAUAUCAGACAAUCAGAAAGGAAAACACUCGAAGUCCCACUUCGCCCAAUCAGAACACUUAUUCCUGACCUUAUAUUGCACAGUGGUGAUGGACUAGAAUCCUUUUCCUAGAUCAAUUACUAGGGUCUAAUGACUCUUUAUGAACAGAUUGGGUAGGGAGAGGGACAGCAAAAAGCUAAAGGCAUAUUGGGAUACAUUUUAGAUAAUUGACACAUAAAAAUGUGUUUCUUAGUGUCUUCCAAAAGCAGUGAAUGUUUAAAUAAACACAGAGGAGUCCUGGGCCCAUGUUUGUGAUUGUAGGAAGUCACAAAAUGGCCGCCGGUUCUCAGAUGAUGCAGAUCCAGCAGCCACAGCGAAGAUAUUAAAGAUAAUUUUAAGUGUUUAGAGUCUCAGUCAGGGCCCUUAACACAGUCAUUCUACCAACAGAAAACAGCUCAUUACAAAUUGAAAGGAUCAGAAAAAGCAACAGAAUCCAAGUUUACCAUUCAAAUGAACACGCGUCUAAAUCGUUUUCAGUUGCCACAAGUUUCUUUUUUCCAACAGUUUGACUUGACUUCUCUCUGCUCCAUCUGUGGAUCAUUGUGUUUAUUGAUAGAUGCAGUCAAGUCAGACCAGGGAUGCACUGAUCAUGUGUUUAGUGACAGGUGCAGUCAGGUCAGACGGGGAUGCAUUGAUGUUGCUUUUUCACAUCAAAUUUUGAUCGGCGUUCAUGGGUUUCAGACAAACUGUUCCUGAUGUGAAGGACUUUGGGGGAAGUCUUCACCAGGAACUCGCAUUCUAAAAAUGCAAUAUUUGGAUUUGAAUUGCUUAAUUGCUAUGACCACAGAGGAUGAUUGCCAGGCAACCCACAAAUAAAUAUCUGCUGUUACCUGAUAUCAGCCGAUACCAAACAUUGAGACUUUCUGAGUACGACCAGUAAUGGUCUUAUCAGUUCUGUCGAUAUACUGGUUGGACUUUUAAACUGAUAUUUGGAAGUCGAUCUCUGAUUGGUGCAUUCCUCAUAAAUCUUAUAUUGGAACAUCAGUGAUUACUUCUUUCUCCAGUUUUAUUUUCAUAAUCGGUGAUACUCGUAGUUGCAUAGUCAUUUUUUGUACGAAUGAAAAAUAUGGGCUGCUCUCUAGUGUGAUGUGCAGCUAUCCAUAGAGCGCCCCCAACAGCAUGUGGAGCUUAGUUGUGAUGUUUAUGUUGACGUCACCUCCCAUCAGGCACCACAGUUUUCUAAUGCGGAAGUCAGCAGACUUGUUUCUUUUAUUAAGUAAUUUUAGAUGAAUAUUGUGACUUAAAAUAUGUAAAUUAUAACAUAAUGAUCCACGAGUGUCAGAGAUAACUAUAGAGACACAAACACGACUGAUUUAAAUCAAUUUCAAAUGAACUGUUGUGCAUUUUUACCCUCUGGUUCAGCUCAGCUCUGUCUCAGUCCGUUCUAGCAUUGAAAUCUUCAGAAAACCUAAACCUAAUAAAAUAACUGUAACAAGAUACUCAGACUGUUAUGGAGAAUGCAAUAUUAUAAUAUAUAUGACUGUUUGUGUUAAAGUCACAUGAUGCUUUAGAACAAACCUGAUUGGUUGAUGUCUGAGUGGGUGAUAUGACAAUUUAAAACAAACAAAUUCCCUGUAGUUUAAUCUGAGCUGAGACAGGUCAGAACUCUCAGGUGGAGCUGUUUAACUGUCAAACUUCAUAUGUGUUGACCAAGUUUAGACCUGGUUUAGACCUGGUCUAGACCUGGUCUGGACCAUGAUUAAUAUCUCUGUAAUUACUGGGUCUAUCCACAUAAACAAAAACUGCCUCAAAGCUCUAUAGACCCCUGCACAACAUCUGAGAUGAUAUCACAUUUGGUCAAAUCGUUCGGCCCUGGUGCUUCCUGUUUAUCUCCUUUGUCAUGUGACUUCAGUGUGGGUGUGGGUGUGGCCUGUUUAUUUGUGGGUGUGGCUCUGUUUGUUUGUGGGCAUGGCUCUGCACCUUGUUUGUGUUUACAUUUGUACAGAAAUGAGAGUUUAUAUAAAUGUCAAAGGGAUUCUGUCUCGUCCAAUCAGAAGCUGCGGGAUAAUCACAUGACUUUGUUUGUUAAAUUUUAUUAUUGUUAUUGUUUUUUGUGGGAGUGGCCUUUGAGACGAUGCAAUAUGUGAUAAAAUAUGAGAGAAAAUGAGGCUUGUUUUUUUUAAGUAUGGGAGAUUUUUGCUUUAAUAAAAUGCUUUUCUUCAGUUUAUUCGGCUCUGAGUCCAUUUGACCUC